AUGGCCCCGAGGAUCUCACCGUCGGAGGUCGCAGAGAACGCGAUCCGUUCCAUCGGUCGAGGUUUCGAUAUCUGCGCCGAUCUCCGUCUCAAGGCCUGCAAGCCGGACUCAAAGGAACCCUGCCUUAUCGAGCUGGACCAUGGCCAGGGCCGGGAACUUUAUCUUCCUGGGGGUAUAUCAAUCCCCAACGUCUCAAAGUCCAUCAAAUGCGACAAGGGCGAGCGGAUGCGAUUCAGAUCCGAUGCUCUCCCUUUCCAACUGGUUCGUCCUCUCCAUCUUCUCAUCACCUGUUCUUCCUCCCUCCUGGUGCAUAAUUCCUGCUGCAGAGGACGCCACGGCGUGCUUCCAUAGUGCGAUAUGAGGAAAGAAUCUUGUCUUCUCGCAGAUGGCUGAGCAAUUCAACAAGGAACUAUCCCUAUCUGGGAAGAUCCCCUCGGGCCUGUUCAACAAUUCGUUCAGAUUCUCUGGUUCCUGGCAGAAAGACGCAUCGACCACCAAAGCUCUGGCCUUCGACGGAUGGUUUAUCACGCUGUACACCAUUGCGCUGGCGAAGUCACAGAUUGUCCUCCGUGAUCACGUGAGGCGUGCUGUUCCAACGACGUGGGAUCCUUCUGUGUUGGCAAGGUGAUUUAUCUCAUGUUAUUAUAGCCAAUGCAACAGAUAUGUGCUGUUGUGAUCAUCAAGCUUUAAGCUAUGCAAGGUGGAAGAGAUGGUUACCAAAUGCUUUUGAGUUAGAUUGUCUGUUGUUCAUCUGUGUUCUACGUCUUGCUCAUGAUGGGGCGUGCCAAAAUAGUUUUUUAUGGGUUUACUCCACAAUUUUUUGAGACAAUUAUGCAGUAGGAUUGACCUUGCGAGAAUAAUUGGCCUUCGUUCUUUAUGUUGAUAAAUAGAACUUUUUUUUUUUUUUUUGAGAACUAGAAUAUUUUCACAUGAUCGGAUGAAUGAGGGAAUGAAGAUUUAUGUUCUAGGAGAUGCUCUGCCUUUAAGGCAUCUUUGUUAUGAUACGAAGCACUCCCCUCAUGGAAUAUAAAGACCUCUCAACCAUUUAAGUCUCUUAAUUAUCAUAAGAAGCACUCUAUUGAUAUGCUUCUGAAAAGGAGUAUUUCUAAUAGUGAGCAUGAACUUAGUAUUUUGAACUAAGUUAGUAAGAAUGCUCUUUAUGAACGGAGUUAUUCUGGUUUGAUCACGUACUAAUCAUAUACAUUGAAAUGAAAAAGGUAAAGCAUAUGUAAUUUUGUUCACAUCCCCUGAGGAACUAGUAGUAAGUACUCUGUGCUAGCUGACCAGUCAAUAACAUAAAGUCAGUUCUUCUCAUCUUGGAUUUAUGCUUGAUAUAGAUGUAGCUGAUUAAUCCAUGUUUAAGAGAGCAAACCCAAUUUUAUUUAGACAUAUAUUUUACCAUUUAUAUUCUUUCCCAGGUUCAUUAAGAAUUUUGGCACCCAUAUUGUGGUUGGCGUGAAGAUGGGAGGGAAAGAUGUAAUUUAUCUUAAACAACUACACUCAUCAAGUCUUCAAGCUGCUGAGGUUCAAAGAAGACUAAAAGAGAUGGCGGACAAGAGGUUCCUUGAUCAGAAUGUGAGCUAUGGUUUUGAUGCAGAAGGCUCAUAUGCAAGGGAUAAGGUCUCUCUCUCUCUCUCUCUCUCUCUCUCUUUUCUCUCUCUAGAAGAAAAAGAAGUCUAUGCAUACCAGCUCAAUAGUUGAAACUUGCAAUGGUUAUCAUACACAUCUCUCCAAAUCACAUGCUUAGAAAGUCUUUGAUCAGGUUACUUUUCUUUAAGAUUUAUCUUGAGAAACCACCAUUUUUAGUCCAACCUUGGCCUUUACGUAGGAAGAAUGUGGUGUGUGGGGGUCUAUUGAUAUCGAAUUUAUGGUGUGCCCAAUUUGAAACUGUGCACGAUGUAUAUGCGACUUGUUUAUUAGGAUGGUUGUGGCGUUUCAUCAUCCGUGGACAUUUUUAUUAUUCCACCUUGAAACUGAAGGUUACUUUAUAGAAACUUUUCUUAUGAUUGAUAAUAUGUGAUGGUCAUCUUCAUAUCUCUUACUUUGUAUAGUAUGCUCCUCGAUGAGCGCGUGAGGGAUUUUUAGGUUUAUCUUAUUUCUUCAUUGGCUUAUGUUUUCCUACGAAAGAAUUGCGGAUACGAACAUUCUCAUGAAAGCCCCAUGCUCUCUAAUGAGGAAGUUUAAUCUUUAAAUUUCGUGAUAAUUAUAAAUUUUAUAUUUUUAAUCACGUUAUUAUCCUUCUUUAUUAAUUCGCUAUUUGACAUGGUUUUAAAAGUGGGCUAGUUGCCAAUUUUCCAUCAUUUCAUUGUUCCUUAGCUAAAAUUGAUAGAUAACAUUGAUGUCAUGUGCAUUCCACAACUAUUUUCUGUUAAAGAUUAAUAUUUUUUAAUUCAAAAUCUUAUUAUUUGGCAUUAUGUUAACGAGUCCGUUGACCCCGGAUCAGUCUUCUUUCAAAUAUCUGAUCUGGCCCAAGUCAACUGUUGUACUUUUAUCAUAUUUGUAAACCUCUCAUUUCUGUUUUAAUUGGUUUUCACCUUCUGUCCUGGCAUUUUUUAUAACCAGCAUUCUUCUUGUGGAGCGAAAUAUGUUGAUAGCAGAUUGUUACAAGUCAACCCUGGUUGCAUUUAUUAAGCCUUUAUGAAUUUUCUGAGAUAAUAUUGUUCAAUUUAUCCUUGCUCAUUACAGUUUCCAUCUUAUUUUUUUCUCAUGAUCUGUGUUACUUUUAUUCUUCACUUCUUACAUCUAAUCAAUAUAAUUCUCUGUAUAAAUUCAGCCAUAUAUGGGGGUGCACCGUCUACGGUUUGUGGAAUCCAGCCCCGCAAGGUCAACGGCAAGAAACGAGGUGGGCCACAAGAAGAUUACAUUGUUUCAAAGUACAUUAAAAAUUAAUAAAAUAGUUGAGAUAAAAUCCGUUGUUUCAUGGUUGCAGGAUAUUGAGAAAAUCUGCAUCAGGAGAGGAGGAAGCCCUCUAGAACACCUGAGCCACAGUGAAUGGCUGAGCACUGUUCAUCAUGAGCCGGAUGUCAUCUCAAUGUCCUUUGUUCCAAUCACCUCUUUGCUGAAUGGAAUCCCUGGCAGCGGCUUCUUGAGUCAUGCGAUCAACUUGUACCUGCGCUGUGAGUUGCCCACUAUAAUUAACUCAUACCUAUUUCUCCAUAAAAGCGUUGACCAGAUGGAUUGAACAUUUCUUUCCUACCCGGUUCUCUUCUACGAUCAUUUCUAGUUGACUCACUCGGGAAGCACUGAGGGGGGUCGAUCAGAGAAACCCUCGCGUCAGACUUCAGCAAUGACUUUGACUUUGCUUAUUGUGGUUAAGUGCUCCAAUAUACUUGCAGAUAAACCUCCAAUCGAAGAUCUGUACCAGUUCCUGGAGUUUCAGUUGGCGAGGCAGUGGGCACCAGUGUACAGCGACCUCCCCCUCGGCCCGCAGCGGAGGCAGCAGUCAACCGCGUCUCUUCAGUUCUCCUUCAUGGGUCCAAAGCUCUUCGUCAACACCCUCCCGGUACCGCAUCCCUCCCCUUUCUCAGUGAUUCCUUUUUAUUACGAAAAAUAAAUAAUUACUUACAUAUUUAUCCAUUAUCAUAUGAUAAGAUAAGAAUUGCAUAUGUAUAUCGUUGAGUUCAUCCAUAUUGUCAGAAAAUUGGCCCAAUUUUUCAUACAGAGAAAAAAAGCUAGAAAAUAAUAAAAAAAGACGCUUUUGGUGGUGGGUUCUUCUCAUCUGUCUCUAUCACAGGUGGACGUGGGAAGGAAGCCGGUGACCGGCCUCCGGCUGUACUUGGAAGGGAAGAAGAGCAACCGGUUGGCAAUCCACAUCCAGCACCUCUCCUCCUCGCCCCAGAUUCUGCAAAUCCAGGACGGCGGCGCCGCCGCGUCCCUCGACUCCAACGAACAGGACUUCUACGAACCCAUCCUGUGGCGGAGCUUCUCCCACAUCUGCACCGCCCCCGUUCAAUCCGACGACGAGGUCGCCAUCGUCACCGGCGCUCAGCUUCACGUCGGCCACCACGGCCUGAAGAAGGUGCUGUUCCUCCGCCUGAAAUUCGCCCGAGUCGCCAACGCCGUCUGCGUGAAGAACCCCAACUGGGCGGAAGCUCCCGGCCCGGGGAGGAAAUCGGGUCUCAUCUCAACGCUCAUCAGCACCCACUUCUCCAUCCCGCUCCAGAAGCCGGCGGCCCCGCCGCAGCCCGAGGCGGUGAACAUCAACUCCGCCGUGUACCCCGGCGGCCCCCCGGCGCCGGCGCAGGCGCCACGGCUGCUCAAGCUCGUAGACACGUCGGAGCUGGUGCGCGGCCCGCAGGACUCCCCCGGCUACUGGGUCGUCUCCGGCGCGCGACUCAUGGCCGAGAGGGGGAAGAUCUCGCUCCAGGUCAAGUUCUCCCUGCUGACCGUCAUGAUGGACGACAGUGACGAAGACGACAGCUUAGAGUACCCUGGAGACUAG
This is a messenger RNA of Spirodela intermedia, 4441 nucleotides long. NCBI's taxonomy places the organism in Eukaryota, Viridiplantae, Streptophyta, Magnoliopsida, Alismatales, Araceae. The record is from the annotation of a GenBank genome assembly.